Pistacia vera is the source of this 1002-nucleotide messenger RNA. Its product is annotated as L-ascorbate peroxidase 3-like. The transcript has 8 exons. The record is from RefSeq and is a predicted model, not a curated record. The coding region runs from base 1 to 840 and encodes 279 amino acids. Lineage: Eukaryota; Viridiplantae; Streptophyta; Magnoliopsida; Sapindales; Anacardiaceae. Gene Ontology annotation, biological process: cellular response to oxidative stress; hydrogen peroxide catabolic process; response to reactive oxygen species. Gene Ontology annotation, molecular function: peroxidase activity; heme binding.
AUGGCGACGACAGAAGAUUACGAGGCAUGUGUUCUGUCUGUUGCGAUUGUGAAGAGAUUCUGGGUUGCCAACUACUCUGAAGAGAGAUCACCUUCUAAGGAACAGCUUCUCCUGAUGCGAUGGGUGAGUCUUCAAGCCAGGCACAGAAUGAUGAAGAAGAAGAAGAGGAGAAGGGAGAGAGGUCCAGGGAGUGACAGUGGAAGGGAACAGGAGGAAACCUGUGACGUGGAAAAGUGGAGGUCGGAGGAUGAUUUGAUGACAGGGAUGAGACCCAAGAAUAUUAUACCCGAAGUAUUAGAAAACGAGCAGGCUGCUCUUCUUGAUAUGGAUUUGACACAAGUGAAGAUUUUACUCUAUUUUACUCAAUAUUUUCCAGGUGUAGCACAUAUAAAGGCUGUCUUUUAUCGGAUGGGUCUAUCUGACAAGGACAUUGUUGCACUGUCCGGUGGCCACACAUUGGGGAAAGCACAUGCAGACAGAUCAGGCUUUGAGGGCGCCUGGACAAAGGAUCCUGCAAAAUUCGACAACACAUACUUUGUGGAGCUUCUGAAAGGAAAUUCAGAGGAACUGUUACAACUUCCAACAGAUAAGGCUUUACUGGAGGAUCCAGAGUUCCGCCGCUAUGUGGAGUUAUAUGCAAAGGAUGAGGAUGCAUUCUUCGCAGAUUAUGCAGUAUCACACAAGAAACUUUCAGAGCUAGGCUUUAAUCCAUCUCCCCUGGGUUCUAAGGGCGCUGUGAAGAACUGUACUGUAUUGGCACAAGGUGCUGUGGGAGUUGCAGUUGCUGCAGCCGUGGUGAUCUUCAGUUACUUUUAUGAAGUUCACAGAAGGGUCAAGUGAAGAACUUUUAAGUUUUAUCCGUAUCACAUGGAAUCCAUGUUGGAAAUUUCACCAAUAAGUUUCUUGAUUGAACAUGAUGUUACUGGCAAGUCCUAUGAGAGGAAGCAUUUAUGUCUUUCACUUUGAUUUGAUAAUAAAUGGGUCUUUUAUGUGGAAUGAUCA